This is a messenger RNA of Cricetulus griseus (Chinese hamster), 411 nucleotides long. Lineage: Eukaryota; Metazoa; Chordata; Mammalia; Rodentia; Cricetidae. The record is from RefSeq and is a predicted model, not a curated record.
CUUCCUAAAAUGAGACUCUGGGGAGUCCUGGCAUUCCUGGUCCCCUUCAUCUUCCCGUGGGGCAUCUGGGAACCUGAGCUAGCAGAGGGGUUCUUUGUCGAGUUAUGCCCAAGAGACAGAGUAAAGUGUGAAAUCGAAGAAAGCAGCCACUGCACAAGGAUCAGAAAGUGCCCAGACAACAGGAAAUGCUGCAUGUUCGCGUGUGGGAAGAAAUGCGUGGACCCCACCGAAGAUGUAUGCAGUCUGCCACAGGAGCCUGGGCCCUGCAUGGCUUACCUUCCACGCUGGUGGUAUGAUAUAGAAACUAAUACCUGUACUCAAUUCAUCUAUGGUGGUUGCCAAGGGAAUCUUAACAGCUUCCAAACUGAAGAUGUCUGUGCAGCCAUCUGUAAAAGGAAACGUAAGUGCUAA